Molecule: messenger RNA, 2552 nt
Organism: Hordeum vulgare subsp. vulgare (domesticated barley)
Lineage: Eukaryota; Viridiplantae; Streptophyta; Magnoliopsida; Poales; Poaceae
Exons: 11
Coding region: 1225-2304 (359 amino acids)
Biological process (GO): DNA-templated transcription
Cellular component (GO): nucleus
Source: RefSeq, a predicted model, not a curated record
AGCAUCUAACUUCUGAAAUACCUAAGCUUAUUUCCAAUCUGUAGCAGUACAGAUUUUUUUAAAUUUAAAUUUUGUUUGAAAAGAACGGUAUUUGCUCGGUAUUUUUCGGUAUCCACGGUUACCGCAUUUCUCGCCGCCCCUUGGUAAUUUUCUGGGAUUCGGUAGCCAAAACCUUGACCCUGCUUGAAACAAGAAAGUAACUUCCGUGAUGAGCAUUUCCUUUAAACAUGUUAUUCUCUUCCUGUUAUAUCCAUCUAUCAACAUCUCUAUGAUGGAAAGAUCAGUAUUACAUUCAAGCCCUAGCACUGGUACUAGUGGUAAGCACAGGUGGGCCGUUGCACACCCAGAAUUCUAAGAAAUUUUCUUUUAUCAUGUGAUAUUUUGCAUAUUUUGAGGCCCAAAUUCAGCAUCCCAUCGAGCUAAGCCCAGCAAGGUAGCAACCCGCUCUCAGCACUUGCUCUCCUAUCGACAGAGAGGUACGCGAGACCUAACGCCGCGACUGUGUCAUCUCCCAGCACGCAGCCAGCGCCGCUCCCCUCCCCUCCCUUGACCAUCGCUGCUCCCCUCCCCUCCCCUCCCUUGGACAUCGCCCACUACCCCGCUCGGUCGCUUCGGUUCCAGACGUCGCUGGUAGGCCGCACGCUCCCCUUUGGCCCACUAACCCCUCGCCGCCUGGCCCCCACUCCUUUGUCUUGUGCCCCGUCGGCCGUUGCCGAGACGCCGACACCAGCUAGCCCGCUCUCAUCACGGUGCCUGCCGGCCACACGCCCCCCUCCCCUCAUCGGCUCACCUCCAAUCUGCUGGGCGUCCUCAGUCCGCACCAUCGCUCCCUUCGUCGCGACACUAGACAGGCACCGUUGACCUGCCACAGCAAGUUAGCAAGGUCCUUCUCAUUGGUUAGCGGUCUAGUAACUUCUGCUUCGACAUCAUGGGCAAUGAGGCCUGGCCCGUUCCUCAUUCUGCCCCCGACCUGACCUAGCCGCCAGUCGCGAGAGCCGCUCCGCCCGCCGUCCGUCGUCCUGCUCCACUGCGUUUCCCCCCAUCCUCCGCCUUCCAUUGCUGGCCCAAGGUAAGGUGUUGUGUGGGAUUCACAAGGGGAUUUGAGUGGGAGGGGCUGGAUUGAGGAAGGGGUGUGAUGGAUCUGAAAAGGAUCGAUGCAACGUCAAUGCAUGAUUCUAAUCAAUCCAGUGUGACAAACCUAACCUAUGUAUGUGAGAUAAUGAUAUGAAGCCAGUCAUUGGUCGCAUAUCUCCUUCGGCCCGUACAAGUCUAUGGGAUGGUGUGAUCCAACUUCAGAGAUUCACGGUGUUUGUGCUCGCCUUUUUUAUAAGUGGGGAAAAAAUUCAAGAUAUUGUCUGGCCGAAAACCAUAGAAAUCAAAGGAAGAGUGAAAUGGGGGGAUUUUAAAAAAUUCCUCAAGGAUCUUCGUCACUCUCAAAACCGGUCGAUAAUGGUAAUUUCUCUGUGCUUGAAUGUUGAGUCUUCGAAAGAUGGCUUAGAGGGAGUGAAGGAGGUUGCAAAGAUAUUAAAAGUGAACAAAAGAAUCGGUUUAGCAAAAAUAGAAGAUGAUACAUGUAUUUAUGUAUGUCCCGGGCAGAAGGAGAUAAUAACAGUCCUUCAAAAAUAUGGUUUCUGGAAAGGUGCGUCAACAGUCGAUACAAACCAAGACUCAUUAAUCGGUUUUGUUGUACGGGACCGAAAAUCACCGGUAAACACAAGCAACGGAGAGAUAAGUAUUGACAAAAUACAAGAAAUUGGGGGCACUCGUAUGGAAGCACAAGAAGUGAUAUAUGACCAACGAUCAUUGCUUGUUCAUCCUCCUCAUGUACCAGUAGAUGAUGGCUUAUAUUUUCGGCGUCCUCCUCUGGUACUGGCAGCGCAAGGCUCAUAUUGUCCAUAUCCUCCUCCUGGACUACUAGGUCACAACUUCCAUGCUCGGCAUCCUGCUCCUGGACUACCAGGUCAAGGGUUACAUCCUCGACAUCCUCCUCAUGCUCCAGAUUGUCAAGGUGUCUUUCAUUGGCAUCCUCCUUGUGCAAGAGGUCAAGGCUUCAUUUCCCAUCGACCUCCUAGUUUUGUGCCAGAAUAUUUCAGGCCCUUAACAGAUCAUGGAAACAACAAUAAUGGUUCACAACACUUGAGGCCACCUAGCGGUUCUGUUCCUGGUCGUGUGUGGCCUCCCAUGUCGCACCCGAGGCCCGGUAACGAUCGUUAUGAUUCUGUAAGAUCGCAGGGCUUCUCUGGCUCUAGCUCCACAUAUUACUCUAGAUUCAGAAAUGGGUCAGGUAGUAUGCCUCCCAACUAAAGUCAUUGAUGAAAGCGUAGCCUUGUCCCAAACAGCAUUCAGAAUGAUUUAUCUUAGAUUGGUGUAUUCAGAAUUACAAGCCAGACACCAGACAUGGAUUCUUGUUUCUAUUUCCAUUUGGACCAGUUACUCGCAAUAUCUGCAGAACAGAAUUCUUGAUGUGUACAAUGCUGCACUGUUAUGUUCCAACCGGUAUUGCUACAUGUAUCUUUAGAUUUGGUGCUAAAUGAUGUUAUUAUGUACUCCAA